Messenger RNA from Lolium rigidum, 929 nucleotides. Its product is annotated as FCS-Like Zinc finger 2-like. The transcript has a single exon. The coding region runs from base 282 to 581 and encodes 99 amino acids. The record is from RefSeq and is a predicted model, not a curated record. NCBI's taxonomy places the organism in Eukaryota, Viridiplantae, Streptophyta, Magnoliopsida, Poales, Poaceae.
GAGUGAGUGCCUGCCCCACGGCGGCCCUCCAGCCAACCACCGCACUCCACCUCCACCGUGGCCCAUGGGUGAAUAAACAAGCUGUUCAACACUCCUUCGUCCCCGGUUACUCCAGCAAGCGCGCCUCGCCAUGUUCAUCCAUAUAUACCCAGCCUUCCGCUUCCUUGAGCUCAGCUCAGACACUCACACGGUCACACCCCUUUUCUUCAGUUCUUCCUCACACCGAGAGCUCAGUCGCGGCCUUGCUAGAAAAACCACUUCUACACCCAGCCAAGUAUACCAUGGCGGCGUCCGUGGCCUGCGCCUUCUUCUUCGACGCCGAGCCGGUCGGCGAGCCGGGCCGGCACGCCCUGGACGCGUGCGCGCUCUGCGCCAAGCCGCUCGCGCGCGACAGGGACGUCUUCAUGUACAGAGGGGACACCCCCUUCUGCAGCGAGGACUGCCGCCACGAGCAGAUGCGCCUCGACGACGUCCGCGACAGGCACGCAGCCCGGAGGCAGCAGCGGUACUCAUCUGGAACAGCGGAGUCCCGUCGCGGGCAGCGAGAGGUCAGGAAGGUGUCGAUGUCGAUCGCGAGCUAGCGGCCGGCCGGAGCCCGUGGCCGAGAAAAGUAUAUGGUUUGAAGCUGUAUUCUGAAGAACCGCCGAUUUGGGGAGGCAUAUGAUGUCUCCGGUGCUCUUGCGUAGCCCGGCCUCGGCGCAGCCUGGCUAGACGAGGCCGGAGCAUAGUUGCUCGUAGAGUCAAGAUGCGUUCCAUGGCGAGCUAAUUAAGCUGCGCGGAUGGGUCCGUGUGUGGUUGUGCCCAUCAAUUGUUUUGGUUGGAAACCGUAGAUAUCAAAAAAUCAAUCAAACGGGGUUCUGUGUGCUUUACCUUCUGUUUGGGCAACUCAAACAAGAAAUCAAUCUCUUAUUUAUUUGUUUCCAUUGUAA